AUCUUCCUCACAGCUGUGAAUUCGGAUAACAACUCCUCCAUCAACAGUAUCACAAAACCUGAAUCAUUUGGCAUCUUAUUAAAAAAGAACAGUUACUCAGCAAUGGCUUCCGAGAUCCCAGAGAAGAAGGAGGAGCAGCACUCGACAAGCGAGCUGUUCUCGAGCGCCAAGGUGGUGGCAGAGACGGCUCAGGCAAACAUCAGUGGGGAGGCAGACAAGGUGGACAAGGCAAAAGCUGCCAAUGCGGCCAGAGACCUUCUUGACGCUGCUGGCCAGUAUGGCAAGCUUGAUUAUCAGAUUAUCACUUUUUUAGCUUCAGUGAAUUUGAAGAAACUGAUGAAGAAUCAGAUCUUGAUGAAUAAGGCCCAUGUAAUUAUUAGUUACCUAGAUAGAAGGUUUGGACUUUGGACCUGUUUGAAUUGAAGCUGCUUGGUCUGAAAUUUGUAUGUAUCUAGUUUGUAGUCAUCUUUGCUUUAUCGUUGUGAAUAAUUCUCGUUCUCUGUAUCAACUUUUGGUGUAAAGUACUUCUGUUAAUUCUAUUUGGAUGCUUAGAAUAAUAGAAUUGCAGAUUUUUGGGCAUACAUUGAGAUGUAGAUUGUUGAGUACAAUGCUUAGAGAAUGUGCCCUUGUAAACAUUAUUUCUCUCACGUGCCUCG
Molecule: messenger RNA, 656 nt
Organism: Arachis stenosperma
Lineage: Eukaryota; Viridiplantae; Streptophyta; Magnoliopsida; Fabales; Fabaceae
Product: nodulin-related protein 1-like
Exons: 2
Coding region: 103-423 (106 amino acids)
Biological process (GO): regulation of abscisic acid biosynthetic process; response to heat
Source: RefSeq, a predicted model, not a curated record